UACAGAUGAAGUAGGACACGGAUUAUAUCGAUAUGCUACAACGCCACUGUGUUCUCUGGAAUAAAUCCUCUGUAUCGCAUCAGUGAAUGCGGGCAUCUUUCUGGCCAAUGCUUUGUUACAGCGUCGUGAUUACGCUCUUUUCAGACAGGCAGCGUCGCGCCUGUCAUUUUUAGCUCCUAUCCAAUCACGCCAUCAUUUUUUUUGCUGGGUGGGUAAUUCAAAAUGUAGCGUCAACAUCUAAAGGCAGACUUCCUCUCUCCCACAGCUCGAUCCGCACUUCAAAUGAACCACCAUGUCAGUGAUAUUUUAGGAGCUUUGCUGUGGUCGGACAUUAGUCUGCUGCGAAUUUUGACAGACGUUCAAACGGACAUCGUUGGUACGCCGGUUGAUGGAGGAGCAUCACGAGGCUGGAUGGGGAGAUGAGAUAUAUAUUGGAUUAAAUUCAGCAUCUGCCCCAGAUAUCACCCGCUGAACACCCGAGCAUACGUCAGGGCUGUGAGUAGAUGGUGCUCUUACAAGCACGUGGAAAAACGACUGUUAUUUCUACAUCGUUUCCGUAUUAUUAUGACCUACAAUGCGUCAAAGUGAAUCAAAAUUGAGCAUGCCAAUAGAGGUGGCAUAAUUCAUUUUCCAACAUGAUGCAUAACUAACGUUACUUUAUAUUUAUAAAUUUUAAAGUAAUUGGAUGCUAAUCAAUUUGAAUUGCAAGUUAAAACGCAGAUAAUACCGUUCGAUGGUAUAUUGCCCAUCUGGAUACUGAUUGAGUAAUAACACCAUUAUGACAUUAGUCGAAUAUAAGCUGUGAAAGUGGAAAGGGUAUUAUUACAAGUUAUGUGUAAAAUGCAUUUCUGCAAAUUCUUGGAGGCAGCUGGGUAAAAGUAGGAUUAUAAUCCUUUACCAUCGUUGUUUAGCUUGGUAGCAUUGGAGAGAAGCUGACACACAUUGUAAUAUAUAUAACAGCUACAUAUCCUACAUUAUAUGUUUAAUAUAUAGGGUUGAACUAUUUGAGCCCCAAACAUUAUUUUCAAUAGAAGCUACUUUAUUUUAACCCAUAAGAACCCAAACCCAUUUUUCCUUAAAGGAAAAUUAUAGUGGGUAUAAAACAGACUAAAUGGACCACAUGGAACACAUUUCUGAAAGUGACAACUGUUCGCCGUGGGUUCUUAAGGGUUAACAUUUUUUACAGUGUACAGGUUUAGAACUAUUUGGUCUAAACGCCUUGGUGUGAGGGUGAGGGUGAGGGAGGGGCCUAUAAAAUAUAUUCAAGCUUACUUGAUAGCAGAACAUGUGCAAACAGCAUCAGACACCUUGCUUUAGAUAAGUAAAAAUAAGAAAAAGAUAAGAUUAAUCUUUUUUACAAGAAUGGCUGACUCAAUCUGCAAUGCCUCUGCCAGUGGAGAUCUACCCACAGUGUUGUUUUUGCUGGAAAAUGGAGCAGAUGUUAAUGGCUUAAACACAUACAACAGGACUGCACUGCAGGUCGUGAACUUGGGCAACGCAGACGUGGUCGAGGCUCUUCUCCGGGCAGGGGCAGACCCCGACCUACGCGACCCGGACUGCAGUCUCACGGUGAUGCACGACGCCGCGCGCGCGGGAUACGUCGAUUCUGUGCGCGUGCUGCUGGACUACAGUGCAGAUACAAACGUCGUUGACAAGAAGGGUAAUCUGCCGCUUCACCUGGCCGCCAUGCAGGGCAAUCUGGAGGCGACCCAGCUGCUGAUCGGACGCACCGCAAAUCCGCGCGCCCCCAACAGCGCGGGAGACACCGCCGGGCAGCUCGCGCACAUUCACAAGAGGGUGAAAACUGCCAAAUACAUCGACGACUAUUUGAGCUCAGACUAAAGGACGAGGAGGAUGAAGAUAACCCCCCCUUUAAGUGUCACAGCUCUGCCACCAUUAUCCUGUUUUUUCCAUCUCUCACUCACCUAAUCUGUUUAUUCAGUGCAACUGCCAGUCACACCUCGUCAGCUCAUUACUCUCACCUGCUCACUCUGCUGCAUCCACUAUUUAAACCCCAGUCACACACGCACUCACUGCCAUAUUGUCAUGUCUACCCGUUUGGCGACCGUGUGUGACUGCUCCCGGUUUCCCCGUCUCGUCCUGUUGGAUUUCCCUCCUCGUCUCUUGUCUCGUCCGUGGAUUCCCUGUUGUGUUCCUGUACAUUUCCUA
Molecule: messenger RNA, 2169 nt
Organism: Anarrhichthys ocellatus (wolf-eel)
Lineage: Eukaryota; Metazoa; Chordata; Actinopteri; Perciformes; Anarhichadidae
Gene: cdkn2c
Product: cyclin-dependent kinase inhibitor 2C (p18, inhibits CDK4)
Exons: 4
Coding region: 1363-1842 (159 amino acids)
Biological process (GO): regulation of cyclin-dependent protein serine/threonine kinase activity; regulation of G1/S transition of mitotic cell cycle; negative regulation of cell population proliferation
Cellular component (GO): cytoplasm; nucleus
Molecular function (GO): protein kinase binding; cyclin-dependent protein serine/threonine kinase inhibitor activity
Source: RefSeq, a predicted model, not a curated record